Molecule: messenger RNA, 1764 nt
Organism: Pecten maximus
Lineage: Eukaryota; Metazoa; Mollusca; Bivalvia; Pectinida; Pectinidae
Product: polcalcin Jun o 2-like
Exons: 3
Coding region: 256-672 (138 amino acids)
Molecular function (GO): calcium ion binding
Source: RefSeq, a predicted model, not a curated record
GUAGUGGUGACAGUUAACGUGACGGGGAUGUUGUGCCUUGUGUACAUGUACAUUAAUAGUGUAGUAGGGAGUAGGGAGAGGUUGGACACGGUUAGUGGUUGCAGUGUGUCAAUGGAAACCUGUUUUACACAUAUAUGUAACAGGUCUACGUGGUAAACAGUAUACAUUCCUAGGCUCAGGGACACAAACCACAGACGUACAUACGGAGCUUGUGCCUGAAGUUGAUAUUGUUAGUCCUUUGCCACUGUACGCACCAUGAGCUGCAUUAGCGAAGACAAACUUAAGGAGAUAUUCCUUAAGGCGGAUACCAGUAGAGAUGGAAAGAUUAACCCUACAGAACUCAGGGAUCUGGUCAGAAAGGAGUUGUUGAAGGCCGAUAUGUCCGACCGAGAUGUGGCGGAUAUGUUCUGCGAUCUGGACAGUAACCACGACCAGGAAAUAACCUGGGAGGAAUUUAAAACAGAAAUGAUGAAGGCGCCCAGAAGAAAAGCUUUCUCGGACAUGUUUAGGGAACUGGACAAGGACGGCAGUAACACGCUUACCACAGAAGAAUGUAGACAGUUGUUGAAGAGAGGCGGAUGCAGUGAGGAACAAGUUGUCGCCAUGUUCUCCAAAGUAGAUACUAACCAAGAUGGUAUUAUAUCCUUCGAGGAAUUCAUGGCCAUGGUGUGACAUCGCUAAACAAUCACAUUCGGGUGAACAAUGUACAUAUUCUGUUAAAUCAUAUCAGUGCGGUAUAUGAUUGUGGUAUUUCAAUUCAGCUCAUAUCAACAAACCAGAUAUAGUGUAGCAGACCUUAUAUUACUGCAAUAUCCCAAACAGCAAAUUUCAUAUGAUAGCAAUAACAAAAACAGCCAACUUAUUAUUAGAAUAAUAUCCAACACAGCCAUCUUGUUAUUAGAACAAUGUCCAAACCAGCCAACUUGAUAUUAGAGCAAUAAUCAAAACAUCCAACUUGAUAUUAGACCAAUAUCAUAAACAAGUAUUAGUUAUUGGUUGAAGUGUUAUAACAAUUUGGUAAGCGUUAUCUCGAAUUGCCACUUUUGUUUCGAUCUUCGUCAUUUUUCCACGAUCUAUUUUACGGAAUUCGUUACAUAUCACGCCUUAACUAAUAUAAAAGUAUACCGGGGUAUACAUGUAUAUUCUAAUAUUUUCAUUUAACAUUUUUAUCAUAAUACAUUAUUAUGUAAUAAAUCAAAUUGCUGAUAUAACUAAAUGCAUCCAUAGUAUGUUUACCGAUAUGCUAUAUAGAAUAUAUUUAUCUCCAAGGUAAAUGGUGUUAAAUUUAUGAAUCUCAUUUAUCACAAUUUCUUGGUCAUUCGAUAGAGUUUUUUCAACAUAAAACAUCAGAAAUGAAGUUAUGAAAUAUGUGAAAGUAAACAGCGUUCAUUUAAUUAAGAAUUAAGAAAUGAGUAUCUUCUUCUUUCCUAUGAAAAUAUCGACCGUUCGACACACGUAGUUUUUCAUUGAUUGAAUUGGUAUUCAUAAGCCAUUGAUGUCGAACAUUCGGACAAAAAGAAUGUAAUUCACAAAAGUUAAAGAACGUACACUAUGUUUCUAGUACAUACUUAUAUGUCCAAUUUUCAUAUAAUUGAAGUAGACAAACGUAACAUUAAAACGCAAUGCUAUUCGAUAUAAUCAUUGUUGGUUCGUCUCACUUCAUUGUGGUGUGCACAUCAUGCAUCACAAAGUUAAAGUCUACGCCAGAUCAUCAUUUUUUGUCAACGACCUGUUUGGAGAAAUUAAAGACAUCAAAAUAUCCGA